CUGACAAGAUCACAGCUCUUUGUUCUGCCAGGACGACUCAGGAGGGACAGACCGAGGACAGUCCAGCAGGGUCCAGCAGGAUGGUUCUGAAGACCUUCCUGCUCUUCGGCCUCCUCAUCCUCACGGAGGGCUUCAAUCUGGCAGAAGACGAGUGGGAGGAGCUCGGUCCGGACGUAGCUGCCCUGCACCGCCUCCGAGGACUGUCCCAUCACAUGUCCCACCACAGUCUGCAGGGGUUCUCCGCUCAGAGACAGACGAGGAGAGCGAGGGCGGCCGGGCUCAGAGCUGACGAUCCGAUGAGUUGGCUGAAGACUCUUCAGAGAUGUGAUAACUUCACCUCUUGUGUCAGUCGAAGGGAACAGGAUUUUGACAACUUCUUGGCAAAGAUUGAGGAGCAGAAGGUUGAAGACUGGCUGAUCAGCGCUUCAGAGAUCUCACACAGCUACAGCCAGAAGCUUCUGGUCUUGACUGAUGAAGAGAAGUCCACCAAAGCCAGAGCCCAACAGGAGUACUACACCGAUCCUCAUUACUCAGCCAUCAUCAGCAAAGGGUGCCUGCUCAAUGACUCCUGCCUACCAGAGGUGGACAGCUCCACUGUGGUCAAGGUAUUUGGACGUGUUUCAGAAGACGGACUCACUGUGUCGGACCUUUCUGGCUCAGCUCUUGCCGAUCUGCUCUUGACAACACCACUGAGAGCAGCUCCAGUUUUCUCUCUGGAUGGAAACACCACCACGGACUUCCAACACAGCUUCAUUCGUGUUUCCAUGGCCCGGGCCCUCCAAGCAGUCCUGGAAAUAAACCAUGGCAAUCAUCACAUUUACCAGGUGAUGGAUCAGCCCAACUCAGUCUCCUCCUACCAGAUUCCACAAAGAGCAGUUGAUCACAGCACACAGUACGACCACCAGCAGAUCGUCAUUCUGGAAGAUCACCCUGUGGUCAGACAAGCUGCUACUUCUCUAUAUGAGAAGCAUCCAUCAGUCAGCUCAGUCUACCAGCUGGAUCAGAACCACAGACUCAAACUGAUUCAUGGUGAAUCCACUCCUUUGUCUGCGGACAGCAGGCUGGUGCUGGUCGGCCACGGGGUCCGAGAUGGCUCUGGAGAGAUGAGACUGGCGGGGUUCACACCCGAAGACGUGAGUAGAAUCAUUCAGAGGACCUCCAGGGUCAGCAACACCAUCAAAACUACCAGUGUGGUGGGAUGUGAGGUCGGAUCAGAUCCAAAUUUUAUCAAAUCUCUGCUGAAGGAGCUCCAGACCGCCGGCAUCAAAACCAAGCUGCAUGCGAGGAAUGCUGUGGUCCAAGUCCGACACACCGGAGAGAAAAUCACCCAAGAACUCUCUCCAGAUGGAGUGCAGUGGAAACAUAAAGAUGACAGCAAGAAAGUGGUUGCAACUCUGGACCGGAAUGGAGAGGUCGUCAUCAGAAAUGAGGCUGGUAGUAAAGGAGAAGCAGUUUUUACUAACGAACGGAACUUUCUUGUUAAACCAAAAAAAGGACAAAACAAAAACCAAGGAGCCCAAGCCAACGUCGACACAAACAUCUGGCCAGAAGAACCAAGAAGAUUUGUUAACCUGGACAUUUUUGAGGGGGGCAACAAGCAUGAAGUGUACCAAAGAAAGAAUUACAUGGAGGAACUGGAGGGACUGACCUGGGCUCUUUUUCAUCCUGAUCAACCACCUCCAAGGAAAAUCAGACUCAACAACAACCAACCACUGAGAGAACAAUUCACGAUAGCAGAAAGAGACGGGAACAAUAUAAGAUGGAUGGACAACGAGGAACAAAUAAGACGAGUCCUUCAAGAAUGUUAUGAGGUCAGAUCAGGAGAAGAUGUUCGAAAUGUUGUUCGUCACUACGCAAAGAACAGAGAAAAUAAAGUCACCUACGUGAUGGUCGAUGACUGGAUCCUGAAGAUUGAUCCUGAAAGUCUUUAUGCAUUUCCAGUUGGAAAGAAACUUGACAACAAUCAAAUGGGAAACAACAACAGAAUUGAGGAGGUGAGAGGGUAUAUAAAAAGACAGGUUGGAAAAGAAAGCUACACCGCCAUGAGAGGAGCAAUUACGAAAAAAGGAGAGUAUGUUGCAUUUGUAAGAUCUAUCUUUCAGGGAGAGCAACUUAGACUCCCAGCAGCCACUAAGGCCUGGUACGCCACAUAUUUCACAGCAUCCAUCAUUUCUGAAUCUGCCAGAAACUUCCGGACACUCCCUCUAACUCUUAUGGCUCUUGAAUUGGCUGGAAACUUUGAUCCGAAAGGUACUAAGUUCUUUUUUGAGGACCAUCCAAUGGCAAGAGGAGGAAGCUGGGUGAACGGAGACAAACGAGGAUUCAGUGGUGCAGCAGAUCCUGGAGAUUCAAGUAAACUGAACAACCUGAAAGAAGUCGCAAACCUGGAAAUGGACUUUUUCACAAAGUGGAUGAAAACUGUUGAUCAGAAUAAAGUCCUCGGUUCAAUGAGAGAACUCGCACAAAAAUACAAGGUCUUCACAGAUGAUGCUCCUGCUCAGUCCUUCACAGAGGAUUAUAACAAAUUCAGAGAAAUGAUUGAGGCACAACAGCCAAAAGCAUCUGGAUCACUGGGCGGUCAUGGGGAUGGCUAUGUGACACUACGAGAUUUAAACUCCGCUUCAGAAUUAGAGAGCUCCUUCAAACACGAGUCCUAUUUCUCCAGAGCCUCUGCGUCGAUAACCGAGGAGAUUCGUGUUAAGCUGACAGAAAAAUAUGGUGAAAAUCUGGCCAAGUGGCGUGUGAAAGAAGGAACAGCCAAACUAGAAAACGGAGAGUUUGUGUGUCAGCUUGUGCCUGAGGGAGCUGAUGCUCAGCCAAUAGAAUUCAGGACGGAGUUAUCUGCAGAGAGCAGACAGUACAAUGAGAAGAUGCUGAAGAGCAUCAACACAGCAGUUGGAGACAUGGAGACUCACAGCUCCAAACCUUCCCACCAAGUCAACAAGAAGGUGGAGCACAUUGGAGACGCUGUUGGAGUUCUGGGUCUCAUGCUGGGGAUGAAGGGAGCCGUCACUGCCUUUGAACAUGGAGACAUCCAAGCCGGCGUGGUGGGAACUUUACAAACAGCACAUGGAGUAGCGGCCAUGACCACAGCUGUUGUUGCAAAACAAGCUUUGUCCACAGAGACGAGAAUCGGCAAAGCUGCAGCCGCCAUCAUGAAGAGCCCUGCAAUGAGGAGAGCAAUGAUAGCUGUACCCAUCGUGGGCAUUGGAUUUGGGGUUUACAGUUUAGUUGAAGAUUUUAGGAGAGGUGACACUCUGGGAUACAUUGACGCUGCAUUAGAUGCUACGAUGAUUGCUUUAGAUAUCGUAGCCCUUGUCCAGCCUGAGCUCGCACCUAUUUUAAUCCCGAUCAGUCUGGCUCUGUCCGUCGUCCGGAUCGUCAUUGACGAUGUUUAUGUGGCCAUCAAGAGCGAACUGGACAGACUCCCGGCUAACGCCGGAAUCCUGCAAAGAAUUGGUGCCGCAUUUGUUGGUUUGGGAAAAGGUUUGUUGCGUUUUGCAAUUCGUGUGGCAAGUCUGUUUUAUGAUUGGGGUUAUGAAGAAAUUGAGAAUGGACGAAGACUUGUCGCACAGAUUUCAGAUCAUCACGACUAUUACCAAAUCACAACGCAGGAUGGAAGGACUGCCAUUGACUUCACCAGUGGUUCUGCCUCCUGGAAUGGAGGAGGUAUUGACUUCUGCCUUGCUGACCAGGAUCCAGCCAAACUCUGCAUGGACUAUUUUGUUUCCAGUGAAAACAGUUUUGGGAAGAACUGCUGGGACAUCUAUACCAGUGGAAGUAAAGACAUUGUUCUUGGUCUGGGACAAUCACACAGCUUAGAGUACAAAACUGUAACAAAAAAAGUACUCAUGUUCAUACCAGUGGGCUCUGUGAGAGUGGUUUCAGGUUAUGAAACUUUAUCUAAUACAAGGUAUGGGACCUACAGGGGAAACAGGGAUUCAAAUCAUUUCUUUGCAGUUCAGAAAUCAUCAGACCAACAAACCAUGGAAGUCAUGCUGAGUUACUACUACAAUCUUUAUGGAGAACCAGGUGAUGACAUUUUCUUCCUUGGUCCACAGAAAAGUCAUGUUGAAGGUUCUGCUGGGAAAGACACGUAUAUUAUUCCUGCAAACGGAGGAAAAACCGUCAUUAACAACUACGACCCCGCCAAAGAACCAGACACGCUUCAUUUCAGUGUGGACUACAGCCAUAUCUCUGUGUCCAAAUCUGGAAACCAUGUAGUGCUGACAUAUGAGGGCAGCCACACAGUGAUGAUCCAGAACUGGUUUUCAGGGGAGCUGUAUCGUCACAUGACCAUGCUGUCAGGAGACGGAGUCUUGUUUGAGGUCUCCUCCGCCAUCGUUUCCAGAGUCCGGCUGGUGGCCAGAGGAAUCAACAAGAUGUUCUCCAAAAGCGGUCAGACCGUCAAAGCUUCACAGCCUCUUUUACAAACUGUCACAAACAUCCUGGGAUCUCCGUUUGAUGACGUACUCAUUGGAAAUAAAGAGAACAACCUGAUAGAUGGAGGAGGAGGGAGAGACCUGUUGAUUGGUGGUGAAGGAGAAGACAUAUACAUGGUGACGGGCCGACAGCAGUCCACAGUGGUUGUUGAAAAUUACUCCACAGACAAUAAAACAGACCUGCUGAUAUUAGAAGCUGCUCUUCAUGCUGUCACAGUGACUGUACGAGGGGCCGAUGCUCUUCUGUCAGCUGUCCAGGACAACGUGGUCUUCAGCGUGACCAUCAAGAACUGGUUCAGGUCUUCAGCAGACAGACACUUGCUCAUCGUCACCAAGGAUCUGAUCACUUCCUCAAUCUCAGAAAACAAGGCCGACUGCCAGCAGAGGGACGUCUUCAGCAGAUGCCUGAAGAGUCACAGCAUGGACUACAGCCGCUCCACCUCCGCUCUGAAGGUGGACCUUCAGGAGGACGAGGCUUUAAACAGCGUGACGGAGGUCCGCGGGUCAAACUUAGACGACGUCAUCAAAGGAAACAAGGAACACAACGUCAUCUACCCAGGAAGUGGAAACGAUUUCUUGGAGGGUCGAGGAGGAGAGGACUGGUACAUCAUCACACCAAGUCCAGGUUCAGGAGGAAAAACCAUCAACAACCUGUCACCAGAUCUGGACGUGGACGUUCUCUUCUUGAAGGAGGAAUACAAGAAUAUCAGAUGUCGCUGUCAGGGACGCAGCAUCGUCUUAGAGGUAAGAGGCUCAAAAGCGGUUACUUUGCAAAACUGGUUUGUUUCAAAGAAUCAUCAGCACCUGCAGAUCAAAACCAGUGACGGCGUCACAGCUGGACUGAAGACCGACAUGAGCAGCUGUGGAGAGGAGUUACUGUUGCCUUCAACCGUUGAUUACAGAAACCAGCAACCCGAGACACUUCCACCACCCCACACUCGUCCCCCCUGCUACAGAUACAGAAGCUCUCACUCACAGGACAAAAUGCUCUGUGGCAAAGCUGGCAAAGUGAUGAGGAUGGAGGAGGUGGAGUCAGUCCGAGAAAUGUACGGCUCCUCAGGUUUUGACAUCAUGGUGGGAAACAACAAGGAGAAUGUGCUGGAUCCGUACACAGGGGGAGCACUGAUGUGUGGGGGGGAAGGAAAAGACAUGUACAUCAUCAAACAUGGGUAUGGAAAGGACGUCAUGAUCGAUAACUUUGCUCAAGAUGAAAGUAUUGACACUGUGCUGGUGGACAUGGAUUACCUUGAUGGUGGACAAGUCCUGUUGGACUCAACGGAUGAGGAUCUGAAUGUAGCAAUCGUAGCAAAAGAAGAAACCUUAACUUUCAGUCUGCUCAACUUUCACAGGAACUCCAAACACCAGCACCUGCAGUUCCAGAGCUCUGACGGGGUGCAUUUCAAACUCAAAGCACUCAACGCCACACUUCCUCUCUUUGAGACAGAGGCCUUCAAAGUCACCCUGAAACAGUCUCAGGUGGACUGCCACUUGGACCUCGGCUCUCAGAGAAACCUGUCCAAGGUCCACACCGUGCACAGCUGUCCUUCCCAGUCCAAUCUGAUAGUCGGGAACCGUGAGGACAACGCUCUGAUUGGUGGAUGGCAGGAUGAUAUACUGGAUGGAGGGGAUGGAGACGACUCUCUGAUCGGAGGACGAGGAAGUGACUUGUUGAUUGGCGGGAUGGGGGACGACACCCUUUAUGGAGGCGAUGGAGACGACACACUGAUGGGGAACUCUGGCUGGGAUGUCUUCAUUCCUGGAGCAGGGGCGGAUGUGAUGGACGGAGGUCCUGGCAGAGACACGGUGGUGUACCACGGUGACCAUCAGAAGAGGGAAGGGGUUUACGUCAACCUGCUGACCGGACAGGGCCGCCACGCCGACGCUGAGGGCGACGUGUUGAAGGACGUGGAGACCGUCAUCGGCACCAUCUACUCCGACCUUCUGGUGUCCGGUUACGAAAGUUCCCUUCUGAAAGGCUCCGACGGAAACGACGUGUUGGUGUCCACUGGGGAAGACUACCUGGCUGGAGGCGACGGAAACGACGUUUACAUGCUGGCUUUCAAAGACGCUUCAGUCACGAUUGACAACUGUGCUAAAGAUGACGCUGUGGAUAUCCUGUACCUGAGCUCACACUCAGAACUCAUGUUUGACUGCCGACUCCUGCCGGACGGAGUCCUCCUGGACUUCUACGGACUGAACCAAAGAGCCAGAGUUACUGUGAAAGGCUGGAGCAGCGACCGUCAUGAAUGUGGUCAUUUGGUGGUGGUGUUCAGAGGAGUGGAGGCGUCGGUGGACAGGUUGCUUCAAGAGUGUCACUUCAGACAGAAGGAGGCCGUGUGGUCUCUCAUCAUCACCUCUGUCAUCUGCGUCAGCCUCGUCCUCUUUCACUGCGCCUUUGUUGUCCAGUUUUUGACCAAGUCAAUCACAGCAGCGCGACAACAGAAGCUUCAGAGAGACACUGAGUGCUGUGUUGAAGGAGAGAAUGAUUCCAUGAUGGCUGAUGAGACUUAGACAUCUGUGGGACCAUGGAUUCUUUUACUUUCAGUUAUUCUCACUGAUUUGCUAAGUUCUUACUCGAUCAUCAAUCAUUUCACACUUUGUCUUUUUGAUUUAUAACUUUGUAGAAAUUAUGAUAAUGUGACAGGUUCCUCUCAGGAGCAUGGCGUUGCAGGCUUGGCCUGCUGCUUUAAAUUUAAAUGCAUUAUGGGUAGUUUAGCGUUGGUUUUUGUCUUCUGCGCUGUCUCGGUAAUGGUUGUAUGUACUCGCUAUGAGUUGUUGUCGAAGUGAUUGGAAAAAUUAAAACAGCCAGUGAUCAUCCGA
Messenger RNA from Salarias fasciatus (jewelled blenny), 7262 nucleotides. RefSeq lists its product as uncharacterized. NCBI's taxonomy places the organism in Eukaryota, Metazoa, Chordata, Actinopteri, Blenniiformes, Blenniidae. Gene Ontology annotation, molecular function: calcium ion binding. Bases 81 to 6953 code for a protein of 2290 amino acids. The transcript is spliced from 6 exons. The record is from RefSeq and is a predicted model, not a curated record.